This is a messenger RNA of Schistosoma intercalatum, 5833 nucleotides long. The record is from the annotation of a GenBank genome assembly. NCBI's taxonomy places the organism in Eukaryota, Metazoa, Platyhelminthes, Trematoda, Strigeidida, Schistosomatidae.
AUGGUUCAUUCAGAUUUUUGUCUAAAAGCUGAUAAACAUUUGGACGAAAAUAUGCAUACUGUUGAUCAAUAUUUAUCGUUUGAACAAACUUUUAAAUGGAAAUUAAUGAUAUUUAUUCACCUCAUUUACACAUCAUCAUGCUAUUCAUCGAAUUCCAUUACAAUGAAACGUCCAUCAGCAGAUUCUUUUUAUCCAUUACCUGAGAAAUAUAUUGACCUAUUAAGUCCAAUCAAGGUUGAUCAUGAUUAUCUUCACUUCAAUCCAGGCACAACAUCUGGAACAGAUUGUAAUCAAUGGGAAAACCGGACCUUACAAACUUCCAGUCCUACUGAAACACUGCAAUUGGACUACAAUGGCCGAAAUGAUAUAUCUUUGUCCCACACACCAUUACUGCCAGUCAGCUUUUUGGUUGAAAUGAUACCAUAUCCAAGAUUAUAUCCUGGACGAUCAUUUUUCUUCAGUCGUCUAGAUAACUUGAAUCGUAUACGUUUGGCUAUCGGAUUAAACCAAUGGGGUAAAACUGGUGAAUGUAUGGAACUAUGGAUACAUCAUGAAUUAUUUUAUAGUCUGGAACCAACUCCAAAAAUUUCCACGUAUUAUAUUGGGUCAGGUUUAGUAAAUCAUGCCGGUCUUGUAAUAGUACCUUUACCGAAUUAUCAGUUCAAUACUAACAAACGUAUUACAUUAAUUAUUGAAAUUACAAACGCCAGUGUUAAAGUGUACAAAAACUGUAAGUUAUACCAUAAACCUCUAUUUAGUAUUAAUUAUCGACAAAAUAUAAAAUAUCAUCAUUUACAUGGAGACAGAUUUGAAAAUAAAUUAAAAGAAUUAUCGAGAAUGGAUAAAUUCUAUACUCUGUCAGGAGGACCAUAUCAUGGUGACAAAUUUCUAGGUCUCAUGAAACGAAUGAAAAUGUUUUUUACUGAAUAUGGAGCUCGAAAAUAUUGUUUUGAUGAUAGUAAUUUCAAACUAUGCAAAAGUAGUUUAAAUGAACAACAUAUCCGAACAGAAUGGCAGAAAUUAAAUUCAUUUGACCAGUCAAAUCAUACAGUUCAAUUACACAAUAAUGAACAGAUCAGUGGUAAAAUCAAUCAACAAUUAAACAAUACUAUCUAUAAUAGAACAAAACAAUCAUUUAACAAUAACAGUGAUGUAACCGUAAAAAAUCGAAUGAAAUCAAAUAGAUGUAAUCAAAAUAUUCAUGAAGAUAAUUGUACCACAUUAAAUUUGAAUAAGUCGGUGAAUAAUGUACCAGGUGGAAGACCAGCACUGACAGAGGUAGUUGGAGCUGAAGGAGAUGUGAGUGGAGACGCUUCGACAGGCACCCAUUCUGUCAGUCACAUGGAUCGUGUCGAUUCCGGAGGGGAGAAUGUUCUCGGAACACAGGUACCAGGUGGAAGACCAGCACUGACAGAGGUAGUUGGAGCUGAAGGAGAUGUGAGUGGAGACGCUUCGACAGGCACCCAUUCUGUCAGUCACAUGGAUCGUGUCGAUUCCGGAGGGGAGAAUGUUCUCGGAACACAGGUACCAGGUGGAAGACCAGCACUGACAGAGGUAGUUGGAGCUGAAGGAGAUGUGAGUGGAGACGCUUCGACAGGCACCCAUUCUGUCAGUCACAUGGAUCGUGUCGAUUCCGGAGGGGAGAAUGUUCUCGGAACACAGGUACCAGGUGGAAGACCAGCACUGACAGAGGUAGUUGGAGCUGAAGGAGAAGUGAGUGGAGACGCUUCGACAGGCUCCCAUUCUGUCAGUCACAUGGAUCGUGUCGAUUCCGGAGGGGAGAAUGUUCUCGGAACACAGGUACCAGGUGGAAGACCAGCACUGACAGAGGUAGUUGGAGCUGAAGGAGAUGUGAGUGGAGACGCUUCGACAGGCACCCAUUCUGUCAGUCACAUGGAUCGUGUCGAUUCCGGAGGGGAGAAUGUUCUCGGAACACAGGUACCAGGUGGAAGACCAGCACUGACAGAGGUAGUUGGAGCUGAAGGAGAUGUGAGUGGAGACGCUUCGACAGGCACCCAUUCUGUCAGUCACAUGGAUCGUGUCGAUUCCGGAGGGGAGAAUGUUCUCGGAACACAGGUACCAGGUGGAAGACCAGCACUGACAGAGGUAGUUGGAGCUGAAGGAGAUGUGAGUGGAGACGCUUCGACAGGCACCCAUUCUGUCAGUCACAUGGAUCGUGUCGAUUCCGGAGGGGAGAAUGUUCUCGGAACACAGGUACCAGGUGGAAGACCAGCACUGACAGAGGUAGUUGGAGCUGAAGGAGAUGUGAGUGGAGACGCUUCGACAGGCACCCAUUCUGUCAGUCACAUGGAUCGUGUCGAUUCCGGAGGGGAGAAUGUUCUCGGAACACAGGUACCAGGUGGAAGACCAGCACUGACAGAGGUAGUUGGAGCUGAAGGAGAUGUGAGUGGAGACGCUUCGACAGGCACCCAUUCUGUCAGUCACAUGGAUCGUGUCGAUUCCGGAGGGGAGAAUGUUCUCGGAACACAGGUACCAGGUGGAAGACCAGCACUGACAGAGGUAGUUGGAGCUGAAGGAGAUGUGAGUGGAGACGCUUCGACAGGCACCCAUUCUGUCAGUCACAUGGAUCGUGUCGAUUCCGGAGGGGAGAAUGUUCUCGGAACACAGGUACCAGGUGGAAGACCAGCACUGACAGAGGUAGUUGGAGCUGAAGGAGAUGUGAGUGGAGACGCUUCGACAGGCACCCAUUCUGUCAGUCACAUGGAUCGUGUCGAUUCCGGAGGGGAGAAUGUUCUCGGAACACAGGUACCAGGUGGAAGACCAGCACUGACAGAGGUAGUUGGAGCUGAAGGAGAUGUGAGUGGAGACGCUUCGACAGGCACCCAUUCUGUCAGUCACAUGGAUCGUGUCGAUUCCGGAGGGGAGAAUGUUCUCGGAACACAGGUACCAGGUGGAAGACCAGCACUGACAGAGGUAGUUGGAGCUGAAGGAGAUGUGAGUGGAGACGCUUCGACAGGCACCCAUUCUGUCAGUCACAUGGAUCGUGUCGAUUCCGGAGGGGAGAAUGUUCUCGGAACACAGGUACCAGGUGGAAGACCAGCACUGACAGAGGUAGUUGGAGCUGAAGGAGAUGUGAGUGGAGACGCUUCGACAGGCACCCAUUCUGUCAGUCACAUGGAUCGUGUCGAUUCCGGAGGGGAGAAUGUUCUCGGAACACAGGUACCAGGUGGAAGACCAGCACUGACAGAGGUAGUUGGAGCUGAAGGAGAUGUGAGUGGAGACGCUUCGACAGGCACCCAUUCUGUCAGUCACAUGGAUCGUGUCGAUUCCGGAGGGGAGAAUGUUCUCGGAACACAGGUACCAGGUGGAAGACCAGCACUGACAGAGGUAGUUGGAGCUGAAGGAGAUGUGAGUGGAGACGCUUCGACAGGCACCCAUUCUGUCAGUCACAUGGAUCGUGUCGAUUCCGGAGGGGAGAAUGUUCUCGGAACACAGGUACCAGGUGGAAGACCAGCACUGACAGAGGUAGUUGGAGCUGAAGGAGAUGUGAGUGGAGACGCUUCGACAGGCACCCAUUCUGUCAGUCACAUGGAUCGUGUCGAUUCCGGAGGGGAGAAUGUUCUCGGAACACAGGUACCAGGUGGAAGACCAGCACUGACAGAGGUAGUUGGAGCUGAAGGAGAUGUGAGUGGAGACGCUUCGACAGGCACCCAUUCUGUCAGUCACAUGGAUCGUGUCGAUUCCGGAGGGGAGAAUGUUCUCGGAACACAGGUACCAGGUGGAAGACCAGCACUGACAGAGGUAGUUGGAGCUGAAGGAGAUGUGAGUGGAGACGCUUCGACAGGCACCCAUUCUGUCAGUCACAUGGAUCGUGUCGAUUCCGGAGGGGAGAAUGUUCUCGGAACACAGAGAAUGUGUGGAGUGGAUUGGGGUGAAGGGGAGGCAGAUGAUUGGCUAGACGAGAACAUGACAGGUACCAGUGGAAGACCAGCACUGACAGAGGUAGUUGGAGCUGAAGGAGAUGUGAGUGGAGACGCUUCGACAGGCACCCAUUCUGUCAGUCACAUGGAUCGUGUCGAUUCCGGAGGGGAGAAUCUUCUCGACACACAGAUGUAUAAACCAACGGAUCUAAUGAAUCAGCCAUCUGAUGACUUGUACGUGGGACUGGUUAAACAUAAAGUAGAAAAACAGUCUCAUAAUAGAAAUGCAACGUAUAUAACAUUUGAAGAAGUCUCAGGAACCUAUCGAAUGAAUAGAAGAGCUGAUUACAAUUAUACCAUAAAUUCUCCAUUCGACGAAGUCAUAGUCCAUAUUGGACAGAAAGGAGACAUUGGACCACAGGGUCAAGCUGGUCCUGUGGGCUCUACGGGUUAUUGUCCAGAAACAAUAUGUCCAUCAACUGAUAUGAGUUCAUUGAAAGGUGUUCAAGGUGAGACUGGAUCAAGUGAAUGGUGUAAUAGAUCAUGUAAAACUAUUGAUGGAAUUAUUGGAUUAAAAGGAAUAAAGGGUCUAAAAGGUGAUAUGGGAGAUACUCUAAUAUUAUCAUUUUCAAAAGCCUUACAACUAAUUAAAUACACUAUAAACAUUACAUCAUCAAAUUAUUUUCCCAAAGGUCAAAAAGGAGAUAAAGGUGAAGUGAUUCAGAGAAAAUUCAUUCAGAAAAGAAUAUCUUCACAGAAUAAUAAAAAUUUUCAUCGACGCAAACGGGGACAACAACAAGAUUAUGACCAUUUAACUUCUCGAAUUCAUCCUUUACAAGAAAAUAAAAAACAUUUAAAGCAUCCUUUGAAUCAAUCAACACAUGAUUCAAGUAUCUUAUUCACUGGAUCAAAUUUCGCAAAUUUAGAAAAACAAAAAAUUUUAGGUGUUAAAAUACUUCAUAAUCCUAAUGAAUUCAAAACUAUUAGUUCAAUUCUACCAGUUGGUGCAUUAGUUGUUACUGAAUUCUUCAAUUAUGAAGUAUUAUCAUUUGCAAAUGAUAAUCAAUCAUCUAAAUGGGAUUUAAAUAAAAAUUUUCAAUUGGAUCAACUUAGUUCAUUGGGUUUAUUUAUGAAAAUUGAAAAUAUUCAUAAUACAUGGAAAAGAAUACAUGUUAAAUUCGGACAAGAAGUAACAUUUGGUCAACAUGAUCCUAAUUUACAAAUCUACAACAGUUCAUCUUCCAAAGAAACUUCAUCUAAAACUUAUACCCCCAGAUAUAGAGAAAAAAUAGUAUUUGCAUUUCAUCCUGUUCCUUUGACUGGAGGAUCAUUUUCAGGAUGGCAUGGAGCCAAUACGAAGUGUCAUGAAACUGCUCUUCAUCAUCUUGGAAUACCUGGUUUUAAAGUACUUCUUGUAGACGGAAAUUUUCCAAUAGAACGUCUUAUCAAAUGGCAAUAUCAACAUGUACCUAUUAUAAAUCUAGGUAGUGAAACUGUAUUUUCGAAAUGGAGAGAUUUCCUAUAUGGUAUUCGUUCGAAUAUAAACGUACCACUGUACGAUUUAUAUGGUAUGCCUGAUCUACAAGUUCAUUCUAAAAACUUCUGGCUUGGAGGUGGUAUUACUUUUGGAUGUGAUGGAUGGACAACAAAUUCAUCAACAAAAUUUGGUCUUACAUGGUCAUUUGAUCAUAGAAUAGGUCAAGUGAAAAUCAACUAUGCAAAAUGUGAUUCAAUCAAUUAUUUAAUGUGUUAUAAACUUGUGAAAUCUACAUUAGCUUAGUGUUUUAGCUUAACAAUAAUAUUUAUGAUUAUUAUUUUAUUAAACUAUAAGCACAUCUACUAGAAUUACUUAAUUUAAUCAACCAGUUAAUUUUUCGUGUAAAGUAAAUGGAAGCUAAAACUGUCUUACUUUCAAGAUUUUGAAACAAAAAAUGCAACCUACUUUAUUAUAA